UAAACUGCGCUGACGUGUUUGCGCUGCUGAUUGAUUGUCUCGCUGGUUUUUUGGAGCCGAAUUAUAUGCACAUUAGGACUUGACUUGUGAAGAUGAGUGUUGAAGUGGAGAGAAAAUUUGUGUGCAAUGCCGACACUCUGAAAACCCUGAAAGAGAUCGGGGCAGUGUGUCUUGGUCAACGGCAGUUUUGUGACCAGUACUUUGACACCCCAAAGUUUGACCUUACUUUGAAAGACAUGUGGCUGCGUAAACGUAAAGGGUGCUGGGAGCUGAAGUGCCCAACAACAGCGGACAAGGCAGAAGAGACGUCUGGAGAACAAUCUAAAGCAGCAGCAAUGUGUUCCCGCUACAAGGAGAUAACAAAUCUGCCUGAAAUUCAACUGAGAGUUAAAGAGGUCAUAAAAGACGUUUGUGAGGACAGUGAUACGGAGACGAGCCCCUCGCAAGAGGAGGAGUCUUGGAUGAGCAGAAAUAAUCUUGUGUGCUUUGCAGAGUUUACAACAGUGAGGAGGUCGUUCACUUUAGAGGAGGAAGGGGUGCAGGUAGAUCUUGAUGAAGCUGACUUUGGCUUCCAUGUGGGGGAGAUAGAGGUCCUACUUCCAGAGGGAGGAGAUGUGCAGUCGGCCCUGGAGAAGAUUGAGAGAACGGCUGGAAAGCUGGGUCUGACUGGAGAUAAGCGUGUUGAAGGAAAAAUGCAUGCUUACCUUAGGAGAAAUCACGCAGAACACUUUGCAAGACUACUGAGUGAACAUAUUUUGUAGGACAUAUAUGUAACACAAAUGGUUGAAUGGUUUUUAAGAUGUACAUAGUCAUAUCUGUAUAACUGAGCCUUUUACAUUUUAUCUAUGAAUUGUCCAGACUUAGUAUAUUCACUUACUGUAAAGACCUCAAUCCCCCAUCCUGCAUUAGGAAUUUUAGAAAACAAUAGGCCCUUGAAAUGUACACUUGCAGGUUGCUUAAUGGUUGUGUCCUACAUGCAACAGUUGUAUUUUUGUCUGGCUGUAAUAUGGAGAGUGUGAGAGGAAGUGUGAAUACUGCAAAUACAUGUGGGGUGCAAUACUGUU
Messenger RNA from Trematomus bernacchii (emerald rockcod), 1064 nucleotides. RefSeq names its product thiamine triphosphatase (gene thtpa). Gene Ontology annotation, molecular function: magnesium ion binding; thiamine triphosphate phosphatase activity. Gene Ontology annotation, biological process: thiamine diphosphate metabolic process; dephosphorylation; thiamine metabolic process. The coding region runs from base 93 to 761 and encodes 222 amino acids. The transcript is spliced from 4 exons. The record is from RefSeq and is a predicted model, not a curated record. Lineage: Eukaryota; Metazoa; Chordata; Actinopteri; Perciformes; Nototheniidae.